AUGGAGCCGCCUGGCCGACGAGGAAUUGACGUCGCAUCUACAUCGAAUCCCUUUCCUCAAUUUCCCAGCAUUCUUGAAACCGCAAGACGGCCCGAGGCCACUAUCCUGGAUCUAGGAUGUGGACUUGGCCAGGGUCUACGCCUACUCGCCGCUCACGGCGUUCCCACGGAGCGCAUGUGGGCGCUGGAUAUCGAGGCCCAUCUGUGGGCGCUGGGUUAUCAGCUCUUUCGCGAUGAGGGCCGCAUGCAGGCCACGUUCAUCCACGGCGACUUCCAACAAUCAAUCAUGGAGAAUGGCCCGCUCGCGGCAUUGAGGGGACAGGUAGAUCUGGUGUUGACGUCGCAGUUCUUACACUUGUUUGACUGGGAUGGCCAGCUAGCGGCGAGUAAGAAGAUCGUGAGUCUCUCUAAACCAGCGACCAUAAUAGCGGGCUUUCAACAGGGGCGCAAACGCGCUCGGGCCUAUGUUCGGCCCUGGGGCAUGAUGUUCUAUCACAACCAGGAUUCAUUUCUGCAAAUGUGGGAGAUGGUUCAGGAGCAGACGGAGACACGGUGGGUGAUCGACAUUAGCGUGGUCAAAUUGCAGGAGUGGGGUAUGCAGGAUGAGGAUUUAGAAUGGAUGCCCGAGGAUCGCAUGGGGAUCAAUUUUAUAAUUACGCGAAAGUAG
Messenger RNA from Penicillium paradoxum, 666 nucleotides. Its product is annotated as class I SAM-dependent methyltransferase. The record is from RefSeq and is a predicted model, not a curated record. Bases 1 to 666 code for a protein of 221 amino acids. Lineage: Eukaryota; Fungi; Ascomycota; Eurotiomycetes; Eurotiales; Aspergillaceae. The transcript has 2 exons.